Suillus clintonianus is the source of this 342-nucleotide messenger RNA. RefSeq lists its product as uncharacterized. The coding region runs from base 65 to 316 and encodes 83 amino acids. Lineage: Eukaryota; Fungi; Basidiomycota; Agaricomycetes; Boletales; Suillaceae. The record is from RefSeq and is a predicted model, not a curated record. The transcript has 2 exons.
CCGGCAUUCCUGCAUUCGGUACUGUUUUGUCAGUAAUCUUUCCAACCAGUUCUCUCACGUGGGCAUGGGACGCAUCAAGCAUCAGGCCGCCCACAUCUUGUUUCUCAUCCUUCUGUAUCCACUGCACUGCUCAUUCUACACCUCCGGGAAAUCUCUCAAUUAUGUAUUUUCGGGAACCAAGUUAGCCGGCGUAUCAAGGUUCCAUUUUUUUUCCAACUGUGACCGCGAGUGGUACUUGCCGGCGCAGACGGCUUGGUCGAACAGCAGCAGCACCAAUAGAGUUCGCCCGCGACAUGGACGCUUCUCGUAUUUAUAAUUGGAUGUGUUUUUAUAACUCUACCA